Molecule: messenger RNA, 3357 nt
Organism: Ctenopharyngodon idella (grass carp)
Lineage: Eukaryota; Metazoa; Chordata; Actinopteri; Cypriniformes; Xenocyprididae
Gene: mkxa
Product: mohawk homeobox a
Exons: 7
Coding region: 403-1449 (348 amino acids)
Biological process (GO): regulation of transcription by RNA polymerase II; muscle organ development; cell development
Cellular component (GO): nucleus
Molecular function (GO): DNA-binding transcription factor activity, RNA polymerase II-specific; RNA polymerase II cis-regulatory region sequence-specific DNA binding
Source: RefSeq, a predicted model, not a curated record
ACGUGAACCCACACAAGGGAAUACACUGUUGCACUGGCUGUCUCCCGGUAGCCUCCCCCUGCAGGGCGGCGAAACCGGCAUAAAACAAUCACUGUAUGUUCGCCGUCUGAACCGCUUAGCUGGGAAACACGAGAUGAGUCCUGUAUUCAUGUUCCCGGGCGCGCUUGAAUAAAGCGCAGAGGCGAAAGCGGUUCGUGUGGUUUGCUCGCAGGAUCUUAGAGCGGAGAACAUGUGAGAGGGGAAUGGGAAACUGGAAACUGGAUUACACUUUACAGAAAGACGCAGAAGGGGGAACGUUCAGGAUUUUGACAAGGCGCAGCGGCUCCGUCGAGUAGGACAUCCCCACGGCGGCCAAGGCGCUUUCCGCGGACACAGGGGGAAAGAAGGACUAAUAUACCAAAGAUGAACACAAUUGUGUUUAAUAAGUUAAGUAGCCAGGUUUUAUUCGAGGAGAAGGCGAAUGAGGUGGAAAGAAGCAGUCGAAAUUAUUUAGAGGUGAUAGAUGGACAGCAUCCGGACCUGCUCUCCAGCAGCCCAGUCAUCAAAGACAGCUCAGCUAUCCGGCACAGGAGAUCCGGGUCUCGUCAGAACCCAGGAAAGGUACGGCAUAAACGGCAAGCUCUGCAGGACAUGGCCCGGCCUUUGAAACAGUGGCUCUACAAACACCGGGAUAAUCCUUACCCCACUAAAACAGAGAAAAUUCUUCUCGCGCUUGGCUCACAAAUGACACUUGUGCAGGUGUCUAACUGGUUUGCAAAUGCUCGACGGCGACUGAAGAACACAGUUAGGCAGCCUGAUUUGAGUUGGGCCCUUAGGAUCAAACUCUACAACAAAUACGUCCAGGGCAACGCGGAAAGAUUGAGCGUCAGCAGUGAUGACUCCUGCUCUGAUGAUGGUGACCCAGCAGCACGGGCCCAGGUCGGGGAGUUUAAUAAGCCAAUGUACCAGAGCGUCAUCAAGAAGGAAGGUGGUGCUGUGGGGGCAGGUCUUCGGGCAGCUGCGGACGCCUCAUUGUCUGAUGACUAUGUGUCGCCACCCAAAUACAAGAGCAGCCUGUUGCACCGCUACCUUAACGACUCCCUCCGUCAUGUAAUGGUAGCCAACGGCGUAAUGGACGCACGGAGGAGGAACCACUCAGGCUCUUUCAGCUCUAACGAGUAUGAUGAAGACCUGCUGUCACCAUCUUCUUCAGAAGCAGAAGCCAACUUUAUCUACAGGACUGAGACUGUGGAGCAUGGAUCAAAUAAAUGUGACAGAAGCAUGCAGAAGGAGAAGGGACAGAGGAAAGACGAGACAUACUGGAGGGAGAUCAACGCGGCCAUGGCCCUAACUAACCUGGCUCAGCCCAAGGAUGCGGCCACCGCCGCCACCACCAGCUGCAUCAUCCAGAAAUCCUCACACAUAGCUGAAAUCAAGACUGUUAAAGUGCCUAUCCUGCACAAAUACUAAUGCACACACACAUACGCAGAAGAUCCUGCUCUUCUACCUUUGGAAUUCACUUGUUGUUUUGAAUAUUGUUUAUUACUUUGUUGUACUGAUAAAGAAUGAAUUUUUUUGGUACGUCUGUUUUUAUUGUUAUGAGUGCGAUGAAGUGCCCUGAAAUGCAGCACACCGAUUUGUGCAUUUCCUUUGGCUCGCACAGACUUUUUUGAUAAGUGUUGAUGAACUGUCAGUGCGACAGUAUUUCUGAACGAGACACUUUUGCAAUGUUAACUUAUUUUGAUAUUAAUCAGAAAUUUGUAUUGUAUCGCACCAAAGUGCCUUCAUGCAUCUCCAAGGAGAGAUUAGAGAGAAUGUACAGUUCGUGUCCUCUCUGAAUGAAAUAAACGGUUGAAAUGACCGGAGGAGUGUGUAGCGCACUCUUCUCUCUGCUUCUCACAGCCGACAAGAGCUGCUGACCUUAAAAUGAAAUCAGCAUAAGUCACAAAGACAUGCACCUAAGGCCAUUUCUGCAUGUUUUGUCUUAAUAUCUCAUGUGGCUGUGACUACGACAUUGUUUUGUCUCUACAAUUGAAAACUUCAACUGUCACCUGCCAACAAUAGCUGUGAGCCGAGAGAUAAGUUCACUCAGCCUACAUCAAACUCAAACUCUUCCUUACAGUCUCUGCUCCCUCUCAUAAACUCAGAGUUAUGCACAUUUCUCAGAUACACAAUGAGAAAGAGAGGGAGACAGACUUCAAGGUUUCAUCUGUAUCUGUUUGAGACGAGGACUGUGACCCAAAGGGAUAUUUAGUAAUCCAUUAUCAGUGCUAAACCGAACGGGUUGCCUUCUCACGUUUCUGCUCAGAACAAGAUACUUAGUGGAAGCAGAAAAUGAUUUGGCCAGUCGUGUUUUACCCCCUUUUCUCUCUCAGCUGGUUAGAAUUACUCUCAAAUCAGUGUUUACAAGAAGUCUGAAAGACACUUCCAUAAAAAACAAAAAAAGACACAAACCAUUGCAGUAUUACCACAUCUCUGAUUCAGUGAACGUUCAAACUUGUUUGCAAUCGCCAUGUUUGUCCUGAGGUUUUAGCUCUUUUUGUUAGUGUUUUUGCCUUUGAUGAAACCAAGUUGUGUUAGUCUUGUAUUGACUGAAUGGAAAGAAACUAUGUUCAAUGCAAAUGUUAUUUGCAUUAGAGUUAUGGAUGCCAAGUACACAAUUUAGACAAUUAAAACGCCACUUUUGAAGUGAGCGCAGUAAUAUUUGCUUAUGUUGAUUUCCUAUGUUUUGUUUUUUGAGGAAAGUCUCCACCUGCUUGUGGUGAGACAGGCCAAAGAAACUUAUUCAAAAAGCUGCAUGCACUUAUCUGACCCCUCCCCCUUUUUUAUUAUUAUUAAAAAUAAUAUUCACAAACACCCACUGAGACUAUAAUUCAUAGGUACUAUGUCCUGUUUUCUUGCUCUAAAGAGUAGUGUAGCACAUUUUUAGUAAAUUUUCUAACAAAACUGGGAAAAAUGUAUGAUCUGAUCUGCUUUUGAAAUCUCAUUCCUUUCAUUUUUUUUCUCUAAUCCAUUCAAAUCUCAUGUGAAUCUCUUUUGGCCUUUGCAGUGAACAAAGAGAAGAGAAAGUAUCAACCUGUUUUGUUUUUUUUCCCCUUGCACACUCUGCUCAAAAGGAUGCUGACAGACAAACAGUUAUUUUGUGCACACUUUAGAACAUUUGAAAUGAUUAAAGACUGUAAAAAACUUGUAAUAAUAGUCUGAUUUUUUAUUGUUAAGUUAUAUUCUUUUUUUUUUAUUUUAUAGAGACUGGAUGUUUGUCCAAUGAAGGAAUGCAUAAUAUCUCAUUUAUUCUCUGAUUUUCUUUUAAUGUUCAGUUUUAUGCCAGGAACCUUGUUUACUUCAAAGGAACAUUAAAUAAAACAUUUUUUGAUGAUA